Entrophospora sp. SA101 is the source of this 1875-nucleotide messenger RNA. Lineage: Eukaryota; Fungi; Glomeromycota; Glomeromycetes; Entrophosporales; Entrophosporaceae. The record is from the annotation of a GenBank genome assembly.
AUGGAGACAUACGGAAAAAAUAAAAAACUUAUGAAAUUAAAUUUACCUACAACUUUAACUAUUAAUGGAGUAGAAGCAGGAGAAAAGUUUAAGAAUUGCAUAGACUCUUACAAUAAUGUCUAUUACAAUUUCUUACUUAACUUUGACUUCGCUAACAAUAUUGACAUAAAUAGUGGUAAAGUAUUAGGUGUUUGUUGUGAUAAUAUAAAAUGUUCUCCAGUAGUAUUUGGAGUAGCUUGUCCUGCUGGCAAUAAAGGAUUUGCCUGUAAUAAACUUAAUCAAGAAAUAUUUUGUUUUAAUAUAGGUUGUGGAGGUAUCAUUGGCAAUAAUUUAAUUACCGGUAGCACUACUUUGGUUGAAAUACCAACUACUACUACUCAACAAGUAACUUCUGCUACUGCUAUCAAUAAUUCUCCUAAUUCCAUCACCCCUACUCCAACUCCUCUUUCCGAUGAUAACUCUCAUCUUACCGAAAAAAUUGCUAUUCCUAUUGGUGCUACCAUCGGAGCUAUUACAGUUGGUGGAAUAACUUACUAUUUAAUCCAGAAAAGAAAAAAUAAACCUCUCCUUGUCUCUGGUAACACGGAACAAGAAGUAACAAAUAACCAAAAUGAAAAAGAUUUUAGUGAAGUAAUCGCUUCAACUUCUCAAAAUAAAGAAUUACCUAUUUUACCAGUGCAAGGUUUAAAUUCUCAAACAAAAAACGAUGAACUAACCCAAUUAAUUCAGCAAACUAAAGAAAAAAUAGGUGUUAAUUUAAUACUUGCUUUAGAAACUUUACUUGAUACCCAAAUUGAAAUUACUCAGGGUAAUAAUAAUUUUGCUAUUCGUCAACUCCAAAGAGAAGCUAAAGAAAAAUUACAAAGCAAACUUAGUUUAGAGGAAAUCAACAAUCUUUGUCAAUUACAAAGUGAACAAGUAUUUUUGGAUGGUGAAAAAGCAGGUAAAUUAGAAGGGAAGGAACUAAAUAUCGAAAACUUUGAUAAUCUUGAAUAUAUUUGUGUUAAAAACUUACCAGAUUUAAUAAAAAUAACAAUAAAAAAUUGUAACAAAUUAGAAACCCUUGAAUAUCAUUUAGAAAAAAAAUUAGAAGUAAUUUUGGUUAACUCUACUUUAGAGAUCAUUAAAUCUAGUAACAUUAAUAAAAAACCAGUUGUUGUUUAUCAGGCAAAGGUUGAAACUUAUCUCCAACAAAAAUAUCCAACUGAACAAGCCAAAGCAGAAAUAACAAAGUUAUAUAUAGUUGACAAAGGCUUAGAAGGAAAUUUAGACUUAACUGAUUUUCCGAAUUUAGAGAAAUUAUAUCUCUAUAAUAAUUGCCUCACUAAACUAAAUUUAAAUAAUUGUAAGAAAUUAUGGAGAAUUAAAUGCUCUAAUAACCAACUCACUAAUCUUAAUUUGAGCAAAAUCACCACUGAACAAUUACGAGAACAAUUAAAACUCUUAGAAGCAGAAAAAGCAAGGUUAACUAAAAGAAUAGUUGAUUUAGAAACCUUAACUGCUGAAAGUGAAAGGUUAGUUAAAGAACAAAAAGAAAAAAUAGUUAAAGAUUAUUUACUUUUUACCGAAGAACAAGAACAAAUGCUCCAAAAACUAAUUUCAUAUGACAGUCUUUAUUAUAAAUUAGAAAAUAAAAAGUUCACUAGAACAGUAGAAAUCAUUCUUAAUAAAUUUGAAGAGUUGUAUCAUCACGAAUUAACCUUAGAAAGACAAAAUAAAGAAAAACAAAAUCUACCUCAACAAAUAACUAAUAUUGAAAAAUCUAUUAGUGAAAUGAAAAGAGAUAUCAAAUUACUUGAAGUUAACCCUAGUCAAGUAGUAAAUAACUACAUCACUACUGGUGAUAUUUUUUUAGCAUCAUCAUUAAGUUUUUGA